GCCUUCAAUUAUAUAAUUUAUACCUCCGUCUCCCUCUCUCUAGCGUUAACACCUUCUCCUCUCCUCUCAUCUCAACAGACAAAAACGCACGACAAUUGUUUUCUAUUUUUUAUUUUUAUUUUUUUUUGCAGCGUUGAAACCCAGACCCGGAAUCGCUGUGUUUCGAUGAUUGCAACUAAAAGACCAUUUUCGCAAGUUUUAAUAAACUGAUUUUAUUGGAUUUGUGUUGAUUGAAUCAAUUGUCAACAACUACAAGAAGAAAUUGGCGGACUGAAUACAUAACGGGUUGCAUUUUCCAAAUCCCGUGAAAAGAGGGACAAAGAAAAUUAUCAUUUUUGGGGCUGUUGGGACAGGAAGCAAUGUUGUCUAAGAGUGUUGACCAUCAUGCGGUCCCAUUAUCGGUGUUGUUAAAGCGGGAAUUGGCUAAUGAGAAGCUUGAGAACCCUGAGAUUUUGCACGGCCAGGCCAGCCAGAGCAAGAAAGGUGAGGACUUUACGUUCCUCAAGACAGAAUGCCAACGGGUAUUGGGUGAUGGAGUCACCACAUAUUCUGUUUUCGGGUUAUUUGAUGGUCACAAUGGAUCUGCAGCUGCUAUAUAUUCCAAGGAAAAUCUCUUGAACAAUGUCUUGGGUGCUAUUCCACCGGAUCUUAAUAGGGAUGAGUGGGUUGCCGCAUUGCCGAGGGCUUUGGUUGCUGGGUUCGUCAAAACAGAUAAAGAUUUCCAAGAAAGAGCACAAACUUCUGGAACGACGGUCACCUUUGUAAUAAUUGACGGAUGGGUCGUAACUGUUGCAUCAGUUGGUGAUUCUCGUUGCAUACUUGAAUCUGCCGAAGGGGGAAUAUAUUAUCUGUCAGCUGAUCAUAGACUUGAAUGCAAUGAAGAAGAGAGGGAACGUAUAACAUCAAGUGGUGGUGAGGUUGGUCGGCUUAAUACUGGUGGUGGCACAGAGAUUGGUCCUCUGAGAUGUUGGCCUGGUGGCUUGUGCCUUUCUCGAUCUAUUGGAGAUAUGGAUGUUGGAGAGUUCAUAGUUCCCGUUCCUUAUGUAAAGCAAGUGAAGCUGUCAUCAGCCGGUGGCAGGCUUAUUAUUUCAAGUGAUGGUGUUUGGGAUGCAUUAUCUGCAGAAACAGCUUUUGAAUGUUGUCGAGGGAUGCCAAUGGAUGCUGCAGCUUCACAAAUUGUCAAGGAAGCCUUAUCCGUUAAAGGACUUCGAGAUGAUACAACCUGUAUUGUUAUAGAUAUUCAACUUCCAGAGAAACCAAAUCCUCCCCAACCACCACCUAAGAAACAAGUGAAAGGAGUCUUUAAGUCUAUGUUUCGUAAAAAAUCUUCAGAGUCGUCGUCUCAGGUUGACAAGGAAGAAUACUGUGAACCAGAUGUGGUGGAGGAAUUCUUUGAGGAAGGAUCGGCUGCACUUUCAGAAAGGUGUGAUUGGUGCUAUGUUUAACUUAUUAAUAUUUUUGAAGUUGGUUUUGGACUAUAUUUUGAACAA
This is a messenger RNA of Olea europaea var. sylvestris, 1490 nucleotides long. Its product is annotated as probable protein phosphatase 2C 12. Gene Ontology annotation, molecular function: protein serine/threonine phosphatase activity. The record is from RefSeq and is a predicted model, not a curated record. Gene Ontology annotation, biological process: protein dephosphorylation. Bases 360 to 1445 code for a protein of 361 amino acids. The transcript has 8 exons. NCBI's taxonomy places the organism in Eukaryota, Viridiplantae, Streptophyta, Magnoliopsida, Lamiales, Oleaceae.